Oncorhynchus keta (chum salmon) is the source of this 695-nucleotide messenger RNA. RefSeq names its product ribosomal L1 domain-containing protein 1-like. Bases 205 to 576 code for a protein of 123 amino acids. The record is from RefSeq and is a predicted model, not a curated record. NCBI's taxonomy places the organism in Eukaryota, Metazoa, Chordata, Actinopteri, Salmoniformes, Salmonidae. The transcript has 6 exons.
CAUGGCUUAUGUGGCCCACUCUGGGAUGGCUGCAGAGAAUAUUGAUUCAGCUGUCAGCACCAUCGUGCCAAAACUACGGGUUAGAAAGGACCGUUGAUAAAGGUCAUCCACUUGAAAAGUCAAUCAGUGGCUCUGCCCAUCUACACCUCUAACCUGAGUAACCUGACCCUUAUAGAUGAAACACAGAAACAGACCCGCGCAGCCAUGGAUGCCAAGGUGAUCCCUUACAAGACACUGAGGACUGAGUACAAGCCCUUUGAAGACAAACGACGGCUGCUGGGGAACUUUGACAUGUUUCUUUCAGACGACCGCAUUCGCCGCCUGCUGUCCUCGCACAUCGGCAAGCACUUCUACGAGAGAAAGAAGGAGCCUUUGUCAUUGAACCUGCAGAGCAAGAAGCUGGCCUUGGACAUCCAGAGAACCAUCCAGGGAACAACAACCUCCAUUUCUAUGAAAGGCUGCUACUGCAUGGCUUAUGUGGCCCACUCUGGGAUGGCUGCAGAUGAAAUAGCAGAGAAUAUUGAUUCAGCUGUCAGCACCAUCGUGCCAAAACUACGGGUUAGAAAGGACCGUUGAUAAAGGUCAUCCACUUGAAAAGUCAAUCAGUGGCUCUGCCCAUCUACACCUCUAACCUGAGUAACCUGACCCUUAUAGAUGAAACACAGAAACAGACCCGCGCAGCCAUGGAUGCCAAG